CACCACCUCCAGCACCACCUCCAGCGAUCCCUCCCGCCCCCGCAACCAUGACCAAGCAGCGUGUCCUCAUCCCCGGCGGCGCCGGCUACAUCGGCUCGCACAUUGUGCUCUGCGUGCUCCUCACGCGCAAGUACACCGUCACCGUCGUCGACAACUUCCACAACUCCUUCCCCGAGUCCAUGACGCGCGUCUCGCAGAUCGCGCGCGACGAGCUGCCCGCCGAUGCGUCGCAGGAGGACAAGGACGCGUGCACCGUCGACGUCGUCAAGGGCGACAUGCGCGACGCAAAGGUGCUCGACGGCAUCUUUGCCGACUACAAGCAGAAGGGCGACGCCAUCUGGAGCGUCAUCCUCGUCGCCGCGCUCAAGGCCGUCGGCGAGAGCGGCGAGAUCCCGAUUGACUACUACGAGGUCAACGUCUCGGGCCUGAUCACGCUGCUGCGCGUCAUGCAGACGCACGAGGUCACGCGCCUCGUCUACUCGAGCAGCGCCACUGUGUACGGCAUUCCCAAGACAAUCCCGAUCCCGGAGUCGACGCCGCUGGCUGCCGAGAGCGUGUACGGCCGCACGAAGCAGAUGAGCGAGCUCAUCAUCAAGGACGUGUGCGACGCCUAUCCCAAGACGUGGCGCGCCAUCGGCCUGCGCUACUUCAACCCCGCCGGCGCUCACCCCUCGGGCCUGAUCGGCGAGGACCCGGUCGGCAAGCCGGGCAACCUGCUGCCGCUGCUCGCGCAGAUGGCCGUGGGCAAGUACCGCGACCCGGGCCUGCGCGUCUUUGGCGACGACUACCCGACGCCGGACGGCACGUGCGUGCGCGACUACAUCCACAUCAUGGACCUUGCCGGCGGCCACGUCAACGCCCUCGAGGCGCUCGACGACGACGCCAAGUUCAAGGACACGCCGACGCCCGGCAAGUACAAGGCCUACAACCUCGGCAAGGGCAAGGGCAUGAGUGUGCUGCAGAUGAUUGAUGCCAUGCGCAAGGUCUCGGGCUACGAGUACCCCUACAAGGUCGAGGGCCGCCGCCUUGGCGACGUGCCGGACCUGACUGCCGACCCGACGCUUGCCGAGAAGGAGCUUGGCUUCAAGGCCAAGUACAACCUCGACGACAUGGCCUCGUCGCUGUGGAACUGGCAGUCCAAGAACCCCAAGGGCUACACCGGACAGUAGACGCCCGGCACGCUCACCACGCUCCUUCUUAUCGCCGACUCUCACCCAUGCUGUAUUGCC
This is a messenger RNA of Tilletiopsis washingtonensis, 1229 nucleotides long. Its product is annotated as UDP-glucose 4-epimerase. Gene Ontology annotation, cellular component: cytosol. The transcript has 8 exons. Gene Ontology annotation, molecular function: UDP-glucose 4-epimerase activity. The coding region runs from base 48 to 1169 and encodes 373 amino acids. Gene Ontology annotation, biological process: beta-D-galactose catabolic process via UDP-galactose, Leloir pathway. Lineage: Eukaryota; Fungi; Basidiomycota; Exobasidiomycetes; Entylomatales. The record is from RefSeq and is a predicted model, not a curated record.